This is a messenger RNA of Amphiprion ocellaris (clown anemonefish), 5099 nucleotides long. It is a transcript of the gene ptpn21, whose product is annotated as protein tyrosine phosphatase non-receptor type 21. Gene Ontology annotation, molecular function: protein tyrosine phosphatase activity. Lineage: Eukaryota; Metazoa; Chordata; Actinopteri; Pomacentridae. The transcript is spliced from 20 exons. Gene Ontology annotation, cellular component: cytoskeleton. Gene Ontology annotation, biological process: protein dephosphorylation. Bases 327 to 4052 code for a protein of 1241 amino acids. The record is from RefSeq and is a predicted model, not a curated record.
CGAAACACGCUUGGAACUUGAGUGAACUGCUGGAGCAAGAGGCAUGGGGUGCUACGUUAGUUUUGAAACAAACUACGGGCUAAUAAGCGUUCUCUAAAUUCGGAUAAAUAUCUUAAACAAAAAGCAGAAAUUCAGCGCUCCUGAUGGCGGAACCCCUAAGGACGGAAUAGUACUUGGACUGCGCAAUAGCAUCUGGUGGCUAACGAUCCGUCAGAUGAUGACCCACAUGACUCGUUACCAUCUCACUAUACUCGAUCGGACAGCAAGGAAAGUACCCUCUCUGGACUAAGUGAAGACUCCCCUUCUCUCUUUAAGAAGCGUGAAACAUGCCCUUGCCAUUUGGCUUAAAACUCAAAAGGACUCGAAGGUAUACUGUUUCAAGCAAGAGCUGUCUUGUCACUCGGAUUCAGCUUCUCAAUGGAGAGUUUGUUGAGUUUACACUUUCAGUGGAGAGCACUGGACAGGAAUGUUUGGAGGCAGUUGCCCAGAGACUCGAGUUAAGAGAGAUAACUUAUUUCAGUCUGUGGUACUUCAACAAGCAAAACCAACAGAGAUGGAUUGACUUGGAGAAGCCACUGAAGAAGCAGCUAGACAAAUAUGGGCUGGAGCCCACCGUUUACUUUGGAGUCGUGUUUUACAUACCCAGUAUCACCCAACUGCAACAGGAGAUCACAAGAUAUCAGUAUUACCUACAACUGAAGAAGGAUGUUCUAGAAGGCAGGAUCUCAUGCUCACUAGAGCAAGCUAUACGUUUAGCUAGCCUGGCAGUGCAAGCUGACUUUGGAGACUUCAAUCGAUAUGAUUCCCAGGAAUUCCUCCAGAAGUUUGCACUAUUCCCUAUUGACUGGAUUCAGGAUGAGCGAGUGCUGGAAGAGGCCACUCAGAAAGUGGCUCUUCUUUAUCAAUCCUUCAGGGGGUUGUCAGCCGCAGAGGCAGAGAUGCUGUACAUGCAGGAGGUGGAGAAAAUGGAAGGAUAUGGCCAGGAAAGCUAUCAAGCCAAGGACAGUACAGGCACAGAUGUUACCCUGGGGUCCUGCCUUGAUGGCAUCUUUGUCAAGCACAAAAACACACGUCCACUUCUUUUAUUUAGGUGGCAUGAAAUUAACAACAUGAGUCACAACAGGUCCUUCUUUGCCCUGGAGCUAGCCAACAGGGAAGAGAGUGUUCAGUUCCAGACUGAAGACAUGGAAACCUCCAAAUAUGUGUGCCGGAUGUGUCUGGCCAGACUCAAGUUUUAUAAGAUUAACAAGAGUAGCCUAGAGGAGUGUGACCCGCUGCCUUCUGAGGGCUCCCAGAAGUCCCUUCUCACUCUAUCCUUUCCUCGUUUUCCAAUGCUCUCUCGCCCCUCUCUGUCUUCUAAUAAGGGCCAAACCCAACCCACAGUUGUAAAUCCAGUGAGACGGAGAUCCUCAACUAGAAUAUCUCUGCCAAAGCCACAGGGCUACAUGAUGCCCCCUCCACAAAUGCACUACAAUGGGCAUUUCACAGAGCCUUACACAUCAUCACAAGACAACCUAUAUAUGAACAGUCAGAACGGGUAUUACUACCACUCUCAGACCAGCCUGGACUGCUCUCCUUUGGAAUAUGGCAGCGGAGGGCGUUUACGUAACGGCAGCGUCUACAGCGCCCAUAGCACCAGCUCUCUAACCAAUCCUCAGCACUACCUUCAGCCCUCGCCCAUGUCCUCCAACCCCUCUAUUACUAGCGACAUCACCAGGCCAGAUUAUGUUCCCUCUCACCGUCACAGCGCUCUCAUCCCACCUUCCUAUCGGGCCACUCCUGACUAUGAGACAGUGAUGCGUCAGAAGAAUCGAGGUGCAGGGGGGGGAAUGGUUUUGUCUCAAGAGCACCGGCAGAGCCACUCCAUGAGGAACCUGAACAUUGGAAACUCAUAUGCAUACAGUAGACCGGACCCUCUGGUUUACAGCCAGCCAGAGAUUAGAGGGGAGCAUGGCGGCGCAGCCCAGCACCACCACUAUCCCUUCCAUCUGGGCUCCAGCUUCCACAGCCCUUCUCCGUACCCAUAUCCUACAGAGAGAAGGCCUGUAGUGGGAGCGGUCAGUGUCCCGGAGCUCACAAAUGUCCAGCUACAGCAGGCACAGGAGUAUCCAGCCCCCAACAUCAUGAGAACACAUGUGUACCGACCACCUCCACCCUACCCAUACGCUCAUCCUCGACCUGCAAACAGUACACCCGAUCUGUCACGUCACCUGUACGUCAGCAGUAGCAAUCCAGACCUGAUUAUCACAAGACGUGUGCAUCAUUCAGUCCAGACCUUUCAAGAGGACAGCCUGCCUGUUGCGCACUCUUUGCAAGAAGUCUCAGAGCCUCUUUUCAGCGGACCCCAACACAGACACCCAUACCAUGCUCAGAAGCGUAAUUCUAUUGAAAUUGCUGGGUUGACGCACAGUCUGGAGGGGAUGAGAGUCAAAGAGCGGACUGUUUCGUCUUCGGCAGCUGAAACGGCCACGCCCCCUCCGGUGCUGCGUGGCGGUCGCUCUCAGGGGUCGCAGCUCAAUGUGUUUUUGGAACGUACAAAGACAGAGGACAGGGGAGACAUUAAAGAGGACGUGCAGUAUGGACACAAAAAGUCUCUUUCAGACGCCACCAUGCUAGUUCACAGCAGCGGUGAAGAAGAGGAGUUUGAGGACGACAGCGGACGCCAUACUCCACUUUCUCAGGACGCAAUGGCAGCCAUUGUUCCUGAGCAGCCGCCACAACAGUAUCACAGCCUGACAUCCCUGUCUUCUCUGACAACUCAGCAACAGACUCCCAUUGAGCCUCCUCCUGCAUAUCCCAUAGGCUCUUCCCUCGACCCCUCUAUAACCAGCCCCUUGUCCUACAAGGUUCACCCCCUGAUCCAGGAAGGUGAGCCCCUGUACCUGCUGUCAGAUUUACGACGGCCCAGGAUUAUGCCCUCGGUCUCAGAGGGAGACCUGAGUGGCCAAGCCAAGCAGAAGCCUAAGAAAGACUUUAAGAAGAGGCCUGUGUCUGAUGUGCCUCCAGGGAAGAAAACUGUAGAGGGUUUACCGCCUCCAGGCAUGAAGAAAGGAGCUAGGUCAGAGGUGAAGAAGAUGGGUCCUCUGAAAGUGGCCCAUCUCAAUGGACUAUCAGUGUCCAGGCAGCCAGUGCAUGUCGAGAUCAAGGAUGAGCCUGAACGUGCCUCUAAUGACGAGCGGUGUAAGGUGCUGGAGCAGCACAUGGACAGGGGUGAGCUGUUAAAAGAGUAUGAGAGUAUCCCAAAGCGACGUCCAGGAGGGGAGUGCACUGUUGCCCAGCAGCCAGAAAGCGGAGACAAGAACCGCUUCCAAGAUGUCCUGCCUUAUGAUGACACCCGAGUGGAGCUGGUUCCCACUAAAGAGAACAACACAGGCUACAUCAAUGCGUCACACAUUAGAAUAACAGUAAGUGGACAGGAGUGGAGUUACAUCGCCACGCAGGGUCCCCUGUCGAACACGUGUCAGGACUUCUGGCAGAUGGUUUGGGAACAGAGCGUCUCCAUCAUCGCUAUGGUUACUGCUGAAGAGGAGAGCGGUCGAGAAAAGAGCUUCCGGUACUGGCCCCGGCUUGGCUCACGGCACAACACAGUGACGUACGGUCGCUUCAAGAUCACCACACGCUUCCGCACAGAGUCCGGCUGCUACGCCACCACAGGCCUGAGGAUCAAACACCUCCUGACGGGACAAGAGAGGACUGUCUGGCACCUGCAGUACACAGACUGGCCUGACCACGGCUGUCCUGAGGACUUCAAAGGCUUCCUCACCUACCUGGAGGAGAUCCAGUCUGUGAGGAGACACACAAACAGCAUCAGUGAUCCAAAGAACACCAACCUACCUGUGCUGGUCCACUGCAGUGCUGGAGUGGGUCGGAGUGGAGUCGUCAUCCUGUCUGAGAUCAUGAUAGCUUGCCUCGAGCACAAUGAGACGCUGGAUGUCCCAAAAGCCCUUUUGGCGCUGCGUGCUCAGAGGAUGAUGAUGGUUCAGACCUUGUCUCAGUACACCUUCAUCUACAAGGUCCUCAUUCAAUACCUCCGCAGUUCCAGGCUGAUCUAAUCACAGGCGUCUCUGCAGCAUCACAUCACAGAUAAUUGCAGGGUGCAUUUUGCAUUUAUGCCCAACUACACUGCAGCUGUUCAAAUCUGUUAGAAAGGAUUGUGGGCAAAAUUUGGACCCUGUUUAAGCGAAGUAUUAAAUCAGGCAAAGGCUGAGGGUUUGGCAUAUACAAGACAAUGCCACAUGAAAGAUUAUAAAGACUUGAGACCUGCCUCUAAACAGUAUUAUCUAUGUAUUAUUUUUUACAUACAUUAUUGCUUAAUAAAAUCCAGCACUUUCACAGUACCUUGCCGUACAUAAUGAACCAAUAUUAAGCUUCAUUAAAAAAAACAACCUAUCAUAGAUGUGUAUGAAAAACAGCUGAUUUAUUUUUACUUUUUAAGAGAUUAUUGUGGGUUGCUGUUGCUUUAUUGGUUAUGAUUAUGAAGGAAUUUUCUACAGUUAUGAAAUGAAGAACAGGUUGUAAAAUGAAGAACAGGUUCAUAUGAAGGUGUGAAUAUAGAGCUGAUAAUUCAGAUCAUUUUUAACUUGGAUCAUGUGACCUCUGGGGCUGCACAUAGGGCCUUGUUUGGAAUUAUGCUAAUUUAGACCAUGGACACUGGUACGACUGGUGCAAAUGAGUUUAGCAUCUAAAAUAGUCAAAGUGCACUUCUCUUGUUUUAAAAAUCCUUAUCCAACAAAAGUCUAUUUAACUGAAACAAGACGCUGCAAGAGAGGUGUGCGAUAAUGGCUCGGUCUUUGUGAAACACUGGAUUGAUGGGAAGUGGAAAUACGUUGCACAGGUUUUAGAAGCUAAAUAAAGAAAAAUAUCACCAAGUUUGUUUUGGGGAGGGUGGUUCGAUUAAAACUGGAGAAAUUAUUUUAUACAUCUGUUCUUAAUAUUUUUAUCUUAAAUUGUUGAACUCUGAGUGCUGUAUUUGAUGUAUUUUCGACUUUUGUCAAAAUAUGCAAGAAAUGUUUCUCAUUCAGUGUCAUUUAUUGCAGUGGCGCAAAAACACAAGGAUAAAAACAGACAAUGAUAUUAAUGAAUUCAGCUCAGAUCCUUAA